UGAGGAGAGGAUGUGACUGCAAAGCCAGGAAGCUACGGGGAAAGUUCUUAUUAAAACGCACAAACAAAAGCCAGGUCCUCGCCGUGCUUGGCGAUGCGUCUGGGGCAGCCGUGGUGAUUUGGACUGGGCCGGGGGCCCAGCCGAGCAAACAGUUUGCUCCCAAGCACACGUGAAUGACCUCCGUGACGGACAUCCCCUCCUCAGGAGGAAAGAGCUGGAACCAGGUGACCUCGUGUUCUCGCUGCUCAGCGUGAGCCUGUGUUCUCGUCCUUGGAUGCCUUUUCCGGCCUGAGCCCUCUCCUCGAAAUCAGGCCCGGCCGAGGGAAGGCCCGCACAGCACGUGGCUUGCGUGUGCACGUGUGUGCGUGGUGCGUGGUGCCAGUGAGAGAGCGAGGGGCGAUGGGAGGCUGAGGGUGGCUGUGAGGUGCGGUGUGUGCGGUGUGGGGUGUGCCAGGUGUGUGGACUGCCGGAGUGCCGGAGGCGUGGGGAGUGUGCACGUGCAGGCAUGUGUGCGGCGUGCAGGGGGCGGUCGUACAACACAGAGACGAUACAGAGGACGGGGGGGUUGCAGCGGAGGGUGUGCAGGGGGACACCUGUCGCCUGGCCAUGUGGUUUGGCCUGAAUUUCCAGGAGGGUCCGAGGUUGCCUUUCCAGGGGUAGGAGGUCUUCUGAGGUUACAGAGGCCAAGGGGCCACUGUAGGAGUUGCCCUGGGACCCGCUGGGCUGGGGGAGGGGGCGUGAGCCGCCCAGCCUCCCAUAGCCCUCAGUGGGCUUGUCCUCCUGCUUCAAGGGCCUUCCCAGGACUGCCCUCCACUCCAAAGGACUUCUGGAAGGACCCUCCGCACCAGCCCCCCGGGAACGAGCCUGCCGCUCCACCGAUUUCUGAGGAAAUUCCAGCCCAGCCAAACCAGGGGCUUCCAGCUGAUCACGGGUCCACAUCGGGUCACCCGUGCCGAAGGAAUGGGGGGCAGGCUAAGACUCGUCCCUGCAAAGCCUCAGGGGCCCUACGGGUGGGGGGAGGGCCUGAAGGAGCCGGGGCCCUGGUGUGUCCACUUAGCAGGGAGCAGGGGGAGGACUAGGUGCCCAGUAAAUACCCGCUGGGCACCAGGGAGGAGGUGCCCAGGGCCCGGCUGCCAAGGAGUCUUCCUCAAAGGCUGUGCCACUGGGGCUUCGUGCCCCGCCGUUCAGCCCAGGUCACUGGAGAGCUUUUUGGGUCAAGAGGCGUGUGGCUGCUGCCAGUCUGGCCGGGAGUGGUCCCAGACCCCGCGGAGGAGAGAAAGGUCACCGUGGGCGGGUGGGGGCUUCCCUUGGACAACUAUACGGACAGUGUGGACAAAAGUGUCUGGGUCUGAAGAUGACAAAUGGGUGGAGGCGCCAGCACAGGACCCAGAAGGAGGGCUGCCCCGUGAGACCAGCCUGACCCCCCGCUCACCCCUCCUGCCUCGACACCUCGGCCCAGUGCAGCCUCAGGUGCAGGGUUCACGCGUGCGUGGUGCACCCAGGACGGCGUCCAGAACAAAACCCCAUGGCUGGGAGCGAGGCUCAGUCAGGCAGCCCAGCACUCGAGAACCCCGAGCCCCCCGGAGCCUCGGUACAGGCUGAGUGCGGCUGUACUGCAGCCCCCCUGCCUGUGGGUGGCAGCCCUGUCCCAGGGGACCUGGGAACGAGGCCAACUCCUGGGCUCACGAGGUGUGCUGGGAGUGCUGUCCCACCCUGGGCUGUCACCGCGUCCCUGGGGCAGAUGACGUGCAGUCUAGGCUGUGCCUGGUGCUCUGGGGCCUCCACGCGGCAGCUGGGGCAGAGGCAGUGCUUCAGUGGCCAGAGUUACACGUUAACUUAUCCUGUUCUUGUUUAACUUGCUUCCGGGGAUGGCGGCAGCCUCUGACCCAUCCUGGUGCCCUGACUGACUGGCCACAAGGACAGAGAGUGAAUCCUGCCCAGCCCUUGAGGGAUCAGUCUGCUCGGCCAAGGAGCCCCGGGGAGCCGUGGGUGGCACCAGUGUCCAGCCUGCCUUGAGGAGGCCCCGGCCAGACCAUGGCAGGAGCCUGCGACAGGGCCCCUGACUUCCUCUCCCCAUCUGGAAACCAGGUCCUGUGGCCUGCCCUGGGCAGUGUGGUCACUCUGAACUGCACGGCCUCAGUGGUCUCUGGGCCCCACUGCCCCUUGCCCUCGGUCCAGUGGCUGAGAGAUGGGCUGCUGCUGGGCAAUGGAAGCCACUAUGACCUCCAUGAGGACUCCUGGGUCAAGGCCAACUGGUCAGAGGUGCUUGUGUCCAGUGUCCUGGGGAUCAACCUGACCAGUACUGAAGACUUCAGGACCUUCACCUGCUCCGUCCAGAACAUCAGCUCCUCUUCCUUCACUCUUUGGAGAGCUGGCCUGGCUGGACACGUGGCCGCGGUGCUGGCCUCACUUCUGGUCCUGCUGGUCCUGCUGCUGGCAGCGCUGCUAUACGCUAAGUGUCGACUCAAUGUACUGCUCUGGUACCAAGACACGUAUGGGGAGGUGGAGAUGAACGACGGGAAGCUCUACGACGCCUACGUCUCCUACAGCGACAGCCCCGAGGACCGGAAGUUCGUGAACUUCAUCCUGAAGCCGCAGCUGGAGCGGCGUCGGGGUUACAAGCUCUUUCUGGACGACCGCGACCUCCUGCCUCGCGCGGAGCCGUCGGCCGACCUCCUAGUGAACCUGAGCCGCUGCCGGCGCCUCGUCGUGGUGUUGUCCGACGCCUUCCUCGGCCGGGCCUGGUGCAGUCACAGCUUCCGGGAGGGCCUGUGCCGGCUGCUGGAGCUCACGCGCAGACCCAUCUUCAUCACUUUCGAGGGCCAGCGGCGCGACCCCGCACACCCUGCGCUCCGCCUGCUGCGCCAGCAUCGCCACCUGGUGACCCUGCUGCUCUGGAGGCCCGGUUCCGUGACACCUUCCUCCGAUUUUUGGAAAGAGCUACAGUUGGCAUUGCCACGGAAGGUGCAGUACAGAGCGAUGGAGGGAGACCCCCAGACCCGGCUGCAGGAUGACAAGGACCCCAUGCUGAUUGUGCGAGGCCGGGUCCCAGAGGGUCGGACCCUGGACCCGGAGCUGGACCCUGACCCUGAGGGGGACUUGGGUGUACGAGGGCCUGUCUUUGGGGAGCCAGCAGCUCCACCGCAUGCAAGUGGGGUCUCGCUUGGAGAGGGCCAAGGCAGUGAAGUGGAUGUGUCGGACCUUGGCUCCCGAAACUACAGUGCCCGCACGGACUUCUACUGCCUGGUGUCGGAGGAUGACGUGUAGCCCCUGCCCCGUGGAGCAGCAGGUUCACCAGGGACAGCUGGGGCAGGGCUGGGGUGGGUUUUUUUCCCACUCAGCAGGACCACGAGCCCUGUCUACCUGCAGCCUGGGGACCUCGGGGAAGGAGAGUGGGCCCAGCGACCCUCCUUGUGCCAGAAAUAAAGUCCUUUGGAAUCCUG
Messenger RNA from Lagenorhynchus albirostris (white-beaked dolphin), 3443 nucleotides. It is a transcript of the gene SIGIRR, whose product is annotated as single Ig and TIR domain containing. Lineage: Eukaryota; Metazoa; Chordata; Mammalia; Artiodactyla; Delphinidae. Gene Ontology annotation, biological process: signal transduction. The record is from RefSeq and is a predicted model, not a curated record. Bases 2035 to 3267 code for a protein of 410 amino acids. The transcript is spliced from 9 exons.